GGCGGAUAAAGAUGGCAAUGUCUCUCAUCCAAGCGUGCCGCAGUCUGGCUCUCUCAACAUGGCUGCUUUCCUUUUGUUUCGUGCAUCUGCUCUGCCUGGACUUCACCGUGGCCGAGAAGGAGGAAUGGUACACCGCCUUCGUGAACAUCACCUACGCCGAGCCCGCGCCGGACCCCGGCGCGCCGGGCGGCGGCCCCGAGCUGCGCACCGAGAAGACCGAGUGCGGGCGCUACGGGGAGCACUCGCCCAAGCAGGACGCGCGCGGGGAGGUGGUCAUGGCCAGCGCGGCGCACGACCGCCUGGCCUGCGACCCCAGCACCAAGUUCGCCGCCCCGGCCCACGGCAAGAGCUGGAUCGCGCUCAUCCCCAAGGGCAACUGCACGUACCGGGAUAAGAUCCGGAACGCGUUCCUGCAGAACGCCUCCGCCGUGGUCAUCUUCAACGUGGGCUCCAACACCAACGAGACCAUCACCAUGUCCCACGCAGGGGUAGAAGAGAUCGUGGCAAUAAUGAUUCCUGAGCCAAAAGGCAGGGAGAUAGUCAGCCUGCUGGAAAGAAACAUCACGGUGAUGAUGUACAUCACCAUCGGAACUCGGAACUUGCAGAAAUACGUGAGCCGCACGUCGGUUGUGUUUGUCUCCAUCUCCUUCAUCGUCCUGAUGAUCAUUUCCCUCGCGUGGCUCGUCUUUUAUUAUAUCCAGAGGUUUCGAUAUGCAAAUGCCAGGGACAGGAACCAGCGCCGACUGGGAGACGCAGCAAAAAAAGCGAUCAGCAAGCUCCAGGUCAGGACCAUCAAGAAGGGGGACAAGGAAACAGAGCCCGACUUUGACAACUGUGCAGUCUGCAUCGAAGGGUACAAGCCCAGCGACGUGGUCCGGAUCCUGCCCUGCCGGCAUCUUUUCCACAAGUCCUGUGUUGACCCCUGGCUCCUAGACCAUCGCACCUGUCCCAUGUGCAAGAUGAACAUUCUUAAAGCCCUAGGGAUCCCGCCCAAUGCCGACUGCAUGGACGACUUGCCCACCGACUACGAGGGAUCCCUGGGAGGCCCGCCCACCAACCAGAUCACCGGCGCAAGCGACACAACCGUGAAUGAAAGCUCAGUCACUUUGGACCCUGCUGUCCGGACUGUGGGAGCCUUGCAGGUGGUCCAGGAUACGGACCCCACCCCGCAGGAGGGAGAAGUCAUCUUUUCUACCAACAGUGAACAGGAGCCAACUGUAAGCAGUGAUUCUGACAUCUCCCUGAUUAUGGCGAUGGAGGUUGGACUAUCUGAUGUAGAACUUUCCACUGACCAGGACUGCGAAGAGGUGAAAUCGUGAAAUGGCAAAUAUAGAAGAAAGGGAUGGUAGGACCCGAGGGAGAGGGAGGGAGGAGUGCCCCGAGACUUGGACCAGGCACACACGCCUCCAGAACACCUCGGCAUCUGCAGGGCGCUCUGCUCAAGAACGGUCACGAAAAGCAAUAUCCAAAGUCACGUUGAUCGGGAUGCAGUCUCUCCAUCUCUACAAUGGUCCACGGCCUUGGCAGCUUGGAAGUGGAAAGCUGAUUUUCCCUCCCGUGUCCUUGUAGACACACACUUCAGAGGCCCCUACAACAGACUGAAAGGACACUUUUAGGGCUUCUUAGUUUUCAUUUCAGUUUUUUCCCAGUCUUGUUUUCUUGUUUUGGAAUUGUUGUUUGAUUUCUUUGGCAGUUCCUUCUUAAAGACUGUGUAUAGUUUCCUUUAGGUCCACUCCUUUAUUUUUCCUUCGAAUCACUCCGGCUUUUAUAUGGAGCUGUGUUUCCAAGCACCAGUCCCUGCUGUGAUCAGUUUAUAUCCCAUCCCGGAGAUGAAUGACCUUGACCUCUCAGCAUGAAGUGCGCAUGGCUUCGGGAGGUGCCUGGGCACCCUGAAACAGUUGAAGGCCAGCUUUCAUUAGGAAUCUAAAUUCUUUUAAAUGGAUCUUUAAAAUCCCAGCUGCCUGAGACCCCAACACUGAGCUCUGAAUGUGCUGAGGCCACUGCUCAUUAGUUUCAGCGACAUCACACCGGCUUCCACUUGCCUGGCUCUGGGAAGGGCCCAUGUGACAUGAGAAGGAAGCUCUAGGGAGGCCCUUUAAUUUGUCUGGGUCUUACAGUCCGUGGCUGAGAUUCUGAACUCAGAAGUCCCCUCCAGGGCAUGAAGGCCAUUCUCCAUGGCUGUAGGGCUCGUAGCUGGAACCACAAGCCUUGUUUUCAAACCAGGUGUCAUGCAUUCUUCCCGAAAGCAAAACAUCUGUUGUACUGGCUUCCCCAAGGCUAGGACAGGCUUCGUUACCUCAUGUGGCUUCUGCAGGAGAUGGAGGCUUUAGACAAGUCCGCUUUGAGCCCAGUGUCCACAGUGCGGGUUUGACCUUAAUCCCAACACACCUCUGUUACACCUCGCCAGACCUCAGGAAAGGGUUUAGGCGAAUCCUUUACAGGUUGUUUCCCAGGGCUCCCCGAGUUUGUCCAGACGCCCAGUGAGGAGGAAGGUGGGAAUGAACCACUUGGUCUAAAAAGCCCAGCAUGGGACCUGGCUAAGUCAGGUUUUUCCUGACUUAGAGAGACAAAGAGGGAAAGGAAAAGAGGUAUCUGUUUAUGUUUGCAUUCUUUUUUUGUAACUAUGGCAGAAAUGUGCUAUUUUUUUCAAUGGGCGAUUUUAUAAUCCAUGUAGACUCUCCUGAUGCAGAGACAACUAAGGAGGUGAGCAGUCUCUGGACAGCUGCAGCACGUGUCGUCCGUAGGAGGCCGCCGUGUGGGCUGGCCAGGAGAGGGGGCCCCCUCCCUGAGUUCUCCGCACACUGAUGAGGCUCCUGCCCGCACCCCACACUAACACUCACGCAAACACGGAGUUUGGCUCCGCCAUGAGUCCUUGCUGCCUGCUGAAGCAUGAAGUGUGCAUCAAGGGACACCCCCGGGUGCUUUUUGUCACCACCUUUGACCUUUUCCUAUUUGAUGCUUUCUAAGUAGGCAGCGAGGCAAGGAAAACUAUUGCCACCUUGUGAAAUGUCCCAUCUGUCUGGGAGUCCAGCACCUCCUGUACCGAAAUCCAGGGAGGAAUGAAGACAGGGCUGAACUAGGAAUCGGGAGGCCCGGAUGAGCCGCGUGCUUGCUGGGCCUCAACUUCUCCCUCUGUAAGUGCAGGAGUUUCACAGGAUGGCGCCCAAGACUCCUUCUGGCCGCGGGACCAGCAGGGAGCGCUUGGCCGGGGGAGUCCGUUUUUGCGGGCAGCGAUGACAUGCAGCCGACUUUCUGCCUUGGAGAGGCAGAGGUGCUGGGCGUGUAGCAGAGAGCAACAGCUUUGGGGAUUUGGAGCUCCUGUGUUGCCGAGAACGAGCAUCUCAAUGAUUGAAGUUUUCAGUCCACGUUGGAGGGAUUUGGUUUCACUUGUUUUCAAUCCACCAUUAGUCAUGGUUUGCCAUCUCUGGGCCCCUCAAAGCCUGGUUCUCAGCGUGCAGCUCUUAAUCUCAAGGUGUUCCCUGUCUCGGUCAGAAUAGGCUGCAACACCUACUCCUCCUUCUGUCAGCGUGGCCCCAAACAAAUUUUGGUAUUAACUUAAGUGGAAUUAGAAGGAUAAUUCAACAGCAAAAGAAAUAUGCAUUGCAUUUCAUACCCAGAGAGAAAAUGCCUUGUAGCACACAGGCCUCUGUUGGACGAGGCUUCUCUCUUCCUGCCAGUGACCAGGUCCAGCAGGAAUUGAUUGCAUGUGCCCGCAGCAGCCCCUAAUGGGCACUGCGGAGAUGCUGAGGGGCCCGGGAGGCUCACUGGAAGCCUGGGGACCUGACCACAAGAGGCUCUGCUGCAAACCCCCUGAGUCUACGAGGUUCUCCAGUUACCAGAGGUCUGUUUCUGGAGGAUUCUCCUGUGGUUUUGGUAGCUAAAAAAAAAAAAAAAAAAAUUAGGCAGCAUGGAAGGAUGCAAAAGAAAUGGAAACAACCCUUCUCCCACAGUGUUCCUCACCACCCCCCACCAAAGACCUGGGGACCCUGUAGUAAACAGAGGGUUUCCAAAGGCUGGGGAACCCUUUAGAAGUAUAUGCAGAUAUUGCAUAUUUGCUGAUGUGCAUCUUCCUGUCGUGAGUAUCUAGACCAGCUGCUGUCCAAUAGAAAUGCAGUGCAAGUCACACGUGUAAUUUUCAGUUUUCUGCUGACCACAUUAAAAAAAGUAAACACAUAAAAAUAAUUUAAUAAUAUAUUUAUUGAAUCCAACAUUAGUGUUUCAACACGUAAUUCGUGUAAACAUUUUUUUUUGUACUUAGCCUUCUUAUGCUGUCCUGUGUUUUACACUCAUGGCGCAUCUCCAUUUGGACGAGCUACCGAUUGGACAGCACAGGUCUCCAGCUUCCACAAUAUUCUCACAAGGUUCCCUGCCCCUUACAAAGAACAAAAGUGAAAACCUAAUUACCUCCCAAGAGAACCAGACUCCACCCAAGUUGCCUAACCCAAGGCCCAGAGACCCAUUUGUUUUGUAAUGGGUAAAUGUCCAGGCCACCCUUCCUGAAAUUUAUGCUUGAACUUUCUAACCACACCACCAAUGUCCAUUACCACUUACUGUGAUUCCUCUGACCAGUUGUUUUGUAGAAAGUCACACAAACCAUGUUGAUGUGGUGCUGAAACAAAAUUAUAUCCCUCACUUCUAUGGCAAUUCCUUAGACUGAUACCUGGCACUCAAGAGCCAAAGAGAAUUCCACACUGCAGUCAUCCAACUUGACCUCAGCCCCUAGCUGUCCUUCCUUCUGCCUGGCAGGAGGUCUUUUCCUAGUCCGGGUGGCCCCUGAAGAUUUCGGAGGGAAAAGUGGGGAGUUCCGUAUGGACUCCAAAUACAAGACCUUGUGUGGCCUUAUUGAGAAAAAGUCUUCGGGGCUUGUGACCAUCUGGCCCCUACAUGGUGAAUUACGACUGCCUGUCAACAGCCCAGCUCUCAACACAAGUCAGCAUCCUCCUUCCACCCGAGGCUGUGGGCAAGAAAAGGACCAUGUCCCUUCCCUCCGAAUAAUUUAGAGCCACCUCUAGGAAUUGCUACCUCCUGUGUGGCUGGUCCCUUUAGGAGGAACUGAGUCCUGAUUAUGAAUUUUUAUGGAGUCUCCAGGGUUUGUCACCCCUGAAAUGUCAACUGCGUCAUCCAGGCAGGAAGAGUGGAGAGUCUGUGAAGGGAGAAAGUUAAUAGUGGCAAAGGUACCUACCUAUUCUGACAUCACAUAGUAAGUUAGCAUCAUAAACAUGGAGACAAGUCUUUGUCCAAAGAGGCCGUUUGUUAUUUUGUCUUGUUUUCGCAUUUCUCUCAUUCUGGUGGAAACACCUCUGGAGGUUCACGUCUCUGGGUUUGGUCGUAUGAAAAACUGUAGUGCCCCGUGGCUAUUUCAGUUAAUACUCUGACCUCCUGUGGCUGCCAUGCUUUUAGAACCAAACAUGCUGACAGAGGGCCUAGCAUAGGAUUCUUUCUCAUUUGUGACUUUUGUUUAAAUGAAAAUUCUUGCAGAGCAUGCAAAAUAAA
Messenger RNA from Miniopterus natalensis, 5493 nucleotides. RefSeq names its product ring finger protein 150 (gene RNF150). The record is from RefSeq and is a predicted model, not a curated record. Lineage: Eukaryota; Metazoa; Chordata; Mammalia; Chiroptera; Miniopteridae.